AUGAAUAUUAAAGCCAACAAGAUCUCAGUAGAGGUUCAUAUAAUUGAUGUAGCAAGUAUUCUAAAUGCAGAUGCCAUAGAUGAAGUUGGUGAUGUAACUACUAUUGAUAAUGAUGAGAUGAGUGCUGUAGCCAUAAAUAUAAUAGUCAAUCUAGAGUAG
Messenger RNA from Dentiscutata erythropus, 159 nucleotides. The record is from the annotation of a GenBank genome assembly. Lineage: Eukaryota; Fungi; Glomeromycota; Glomeromycetes; Diversisporales; Gigasporaceae.